Molecule: messenger RNA, 1144 nt
Organism: Saccostrea cuccullata (small rock oyster)
Lineage: Eukaryota; Metazoa; Mollusca; Bivalvia; Ostreida; Ostreidae
Exons: 1
Coding region: 374-1144 (256 amino acids)
Source: RefSeq, a predicted model, not a curated record
UUUUGGGGAGGCAUGCAAUCACAUUUCGGCACUGCUUUAUGCAAUUGCAGACAUAGAUGAAAAGAAGAAAAGCGGUCUUCUCUCAUGCACGUCAAAUAAAUGUCUCUGGAACAAUCCAAGAAAAAGAAAAUUAAGUCCAAAAAAAUGCUGUGAAAUAAAGUUCAAAAAAAGUUCAUUUGGUUGCACUCCAAGGAUUGAAACUAAUACAUCUACCAGUACUGAGACAACAAUCCAAGUACUAUCGUCGCCAACUUUCAACGUACAGAGAUUUCGAAAAACUCUCGUUGAUAAUAAUUCAAAAGCUGGUUGGCUUACAUACUUUGCUAGCAGACCUAAGGAGGACAAUAUACCGUCAUUACACAAUAUUUUAUAUAUGUACCAUGACAAUGUUGAUGUUAAUGAUACCAAAGUACAAAAUGAAUUGCGCCAAUAUUUCAAAUCUCUGUCUGUCUCAUAUGCUGAUUGUGUAAAGAUAGAGGAACUUACAAGAGGUCAAAAUAAAAGUCAGAACUGGUUUGAUUGCAGGAAAGGGAGGCUGACAAGUUCCAACUUUGGAACAAUCUGUAAGAUGAAACUGGGAACAGAUCCUAAAAAUCUUUUAAAAUGCUUGUUGUAUGACGUUUCUUUUCCCUCAAACAAAUUUACUAAGUGGGGAAUUGAACAUGAGCCUGCUGCAAGGAGAUUUUAUUGCAGACGAUAUCCGUCUUAUAUGGUGUCUCAGUCAGGUCUUAUUAUCAGUCCGAAAUAUCCUCAUCUAGGCUCUAGUCCAGAUGGUAUUGUUACUUUACCAAGCGGUGAGAGUGGACUUUUAGAAAUUAAAUGUCCAGCAUCAGACAAAUGGCGAACCCAUUCUCCUGUUGAGUGUGCACUUGAUCAUGAGUUUUGUUGUACACUUGAUGAAAAUCAAAAUUUAAAAUUGAAAACAAAUCAUAAUUAUUACUUUCAGGUACAAGGCCAAAUGGCAAUAUGUAACAAACCAUGGUGCGAUUUUGUUAUUUGGACUCUGAAACCACCUUUCUCUGUUGAAAGAAUAUAUUUUGACCAAUCAUUCUGGUUGAAAUGUUUAGAUAAACUGAAUGAUUUUUAUAUAAAAAAUAUGCUCCCAGAACUUUUCACACAAAGAUUGUUAAGAUCACUCAAGUAA